AUGUUCAGCUGGACCAGCCUGCUCUUCCUCCUCUGCAGCGCCCUGACGCCUGCCCUCUGCUGUGAUUGGCUCAGACACUACCGUCGCCUGAGCAACAACUCUCAGACUCUCCUGCACCUCAUGGGUGAGCUGACUGAAGAGGAGUGUCCAGUUUCCUUUCCAUACAAACUCUACAGACACAUGUAUAAUGCUGAGGUGGAGUCCCAGUUGGUUUUCAUCGUAGACAGUCUGGGGCUGAUUUCUGAUCUCUAUCACCAUGACAACCUCUCCUCUGCUAACUGGGAUACUGACAAGACCGAAAAAUUCUUGAUGAACAUCCACAGACAGACAGAAGAACUCAAGGGCUGUGUGUCGACAAACAAGCGAGCAGACGUCAGACUGAGAAAAUACUUCAGGAGACUGCAGAGAAAUACGCUGAACCGCACUGGUGGUGGUGCUGCGUCCUGGGAGCUGAUCAGGAAGGAGACUAAGAAGCACCUGGAUCAGCUGGACCUGCUGGUGGCCUCCAUCAGAGCUUCAGCUGAGACCAGCAGGAGGCGCUCUACACCAACUCAACCGCAACACUGACGCAUCUGUUCAAUCUGUUUGACUGUAACAUUUAUUGUGUUUCUCUGUGAGAGACGGACUCUGCAGCU
Molecule: messenger RNA, 635 nt
Organism: Chelmon rostratus (copperband butterflyfish)
Lineage: Eukaryota; Metazoa; Chordata; Actinopteri; Chaetodontiformes; Chaetodontidae
Gene: ifnphi1
Product: interferon phi 1
Exons: 5
Coding region: 1-567 (188 amino acids)
Biological process (GO): defense response; response to exogenous dsRNA
Cellular component (GO): extracellular region
Molecular function (GO): cytokine receptor binding
Source: RefSeq, a predicted model, not a curated record